Messenger RNA from Peronospora matthiolae, 1611 nucleotides. Lineage: Eukaryota; Oomycota; Peronosporomycetes; Peronosporales; Peronosporaceae. The record is from the annotation of a GenBank genome assembly.
AUGGUGGUGCUCUCGGCCUCGUUACUGUCUCGCAAUGGAAAAGUGCUCGUCGCGCGUCAAUUCGUGGAGAUCACCCGGAUCCGUCUUGAGGGUCUCUUGGCGGCGUUUCCUAAGCUGCUGUCGAGCUGUUCGCGGGAGCACACGUUCAUUGACACGGAGAGCGUGCGUUACGUGUACCAACCUCUUGAGAGCUUCUUUGUGAUCAUUAUUACGAACAAGACGAGCAAUAUCGUGGAAGAUCUGCACACGAUUCAGCUGCUGGCGAAGCUUGUGCCGGACAUUUGUGCGCCGCUGAGCGAGGCAUCGAUUCGAGACAAGCAGUUUGAGUUGGUCUUUGGCUUUGACGAGCUCAUUACAGCUGGCGGACACUCGGAAAAUAUCAAUGUGCAGCAGGUUCGCAUUAACAUGGAGAUGGAGAGUCACGAGGAGAAGCUGCACAACAUGAUCCUCGAUAGCAAGCGGGCGGCAGCGAAGGAUGAUAUGAAGCGCCACACUGCGCGGAUCAAGGAGGAGCAGCGUGAGCGCGCGCGGUUGGAGCGCGCAGGUAUGGGCGGAAGUGGAUUUGGAGCGCAGAACUCGUUUGGUAGCUCAUUCAGCAACGCGUUCAAGUCGCCACGCAGCACAGGCAGUAGUGACAACUUUUUGAACAGUCCCAUGUCAUCCUCUGCCACCUCGCCGACCUCAUUCAGCAAUCGCACGGCGCCUGUUGUGUCGAAGGCUGUGGGCAUGAAGCUAGGAAACUCGAGUAGUAGCAAGGGAAUGGCUUUAGGCGUCGGAGGCAGGUCAUUUAUGGAUGCGAUGGCGGCUGAAGAUGGGCUGAAGGAAAUUCCGCCGAUGAGUGCGGCCGUUGAGACCGUCCAGACACCUGAAGUGGCAGCUGCCGUCAGCCACGACCCGAUUGGUGCUGUCGUUGAGGAAAAGAUGACAGUGAUGGUGACCCGCGAUGGUGCACUCGAGCAGCUCGAGGUGAAGGGCAGUAUGUACGUGUCGGUAAAUGAUCCGAGCGCUGGUUGCUGUCGCCUCAAGUUGCGUACAGGUGGCGUGGAGGGUAUUUCGUUUCAGACGCAUCCAAAGGUUGACAAGAGGCUGUACGACAGUGAGUUCGUGCUUGCUCUGCGGGAUCCAUCGAAACCAUUCCCUACUUCCCGCGUGGCAUUUUUGCGGUGGGGAUUAAAGACACAGGACGAAGCGAUGCUACCAUUGAAUAUUACGUGCUGGCCUGAGGACGAAGGUAACGGUAAGAUGAAUGUGAGCGUCGAGUACUCCUUGGACCGUGACAUGGUGCUGGAUAAUGUGAACAUCAUGAUUCCACUUGGCGGCUCGGACGCGCCAAGUGUUGCUAAUGUGGACGGACAGUACCAGCACAACUCGAGUGAAGGCUCGCUUCUUUGGCAUCAGGAUCAAAUCAGCUCUACCAACAACUCGGGCACGCUGGAGUUCACGAUUCGGGGCAACAACAUGGAUGCAUUCUUCCCCAUCUCCGUCUCGUUCUUUUCGCGCAGCGUGUAUAGCGAUGUGCAGGUAGAGGCCGUUCAGAAGAUCGAAGAUGGAUCGCCCAUUGCGUUUGGAUUUGAGAAACUGCUCUCCACGGACUCGUACCGAAUCGUCUAG